CCUAAAAUACAAUUCUCUCUCUCUCUCUCUCUCUCUGAGAAAAGACGGCAAGCACAACAAUGUUUCCACAUCUCUGUGAGGCAUGGCAGCCUCAAGAUUCUGUGCCUGAAGAGACCCUUUCACAACGCGAUGAGUUCUUGAUCGAAAUCUAUGCAAAUUUUGUGUAUGUAAGGAUGGGGAGCGAUGAUGCUGAUAGCAGCAGUAAUCCACACAUAAGCCCCACAACUUACAAGCCCUUCAGGCACAGCCGCGACCAUCUGAUACGAGACGCCACAUCCUGGUCGACCAUCUCCAGCAUGCUUUCCCAGGUCAAUGUUCCAUACCAUGUUCAGCCGCUCAUGAUCCGGAAAAUCCAUGAAGCAGCUCGGUCAAUCGCCAAUGCGUCAGUAAACAAGGACUUGAGGACUCUUCCAAUGGUCGUGUCCAUAAGGGUGGUUCAAGAAGUCCCUGGAGAGACAUUGCCUGUUCCUGAGGUACAGGCUGAACUGAUGAGCGUUCACGCAAGCGGGUCAGGGGCUGCGAGCUGGUCAUCAAUCCAGGCUCUAGAGAAAGUCAAAGUUGGAGGAGGGUCAGAGGAAAAAUGCGUGAUUUGUUUGGACCGUAUUAUGGUUGGUUCAGAAGCCGUUCGGAUGCCUUGUUUGCACAACUAUCAUGAAGAAUGCAUUGUGAACUGGCUGCAGAGGAGUAAUCUCUGUCCAUUGUGCGGUUUCCAAUGCCUAUGUGAUUCUCAGCCUUUCUUGACGAGGAGUAGCGGCUUUAAUCAGGACUUUGACAUUGAUUUGAAUUCGGGAGUAAUAUCUGCCCGUGUAGUCCUUUUCAUGUUCCUGUUAGGUUUCUUUUCUUGCAGUGAUCUCUAAGGUCAAUCUCAAUCAUGAGGUUGUUGGCCUUUAUCUUUAGUAGUUGUUCAACAGACAAACAAGUUUAGCAUUACUAUUAUUAUUUUUUUUUUUUUGAUUGGCUAAGGUAUUCCUACAUACAAGUUUUUCAUUGUAUUCUGGUCUGUAUGGGCAAAGAUUGAGGUGCUUCCGAGCCUUUUCUUGUG
This is a messenger RNA of Eucalyptus grandis, 1042 nucleotides long. RefSeq names its product probable E3 ubiquitin-protein ligase plr-1. The transcript has a single exon. NCBI's taxonomy places the organism in Eukaryota, Viridiplantae, Streptophyta, Magnoliopsida, Myrtales, Myrtaceae. Bases 60 to 857 code for a protein of 265 amino acids. Gene Ontology annotation, molecular function: ubiquitin protein ligase activity. Gene Ontology annotation, biological process: protein ubiquitination. The record is from RefSeq and is a predicted model, not a curated record. Gene Ontology annotation, cellular component: cytoplasm.